GCUGAAUUUUUCCUUCCUUGGCUGGCUCAACAUGAUGAUGCUUGUUCGGCUGACCCAACGCACGCUGCGCAAGCAACCAGCGUCCUUGAUGGCAUUCGCCGUGGAACCUCGUGCAGCCGAAACCUCAUCGGCCUCCAUGGGUGUCCUCGUCGGCGCAUCGGCGUUGAUGUUGGCGUCGUCGUUCUCGACCACCACGGCGUCUAACGACCACGCGUUGAACCCGAACGAGUGGCGGUCGUUCCGUGUGUACAGCAACGAACAGCUGAACCACAACACGCACAAGCUGCGCCUGGAGUUCCCGGAGGAGAACCAGACCAGCGGCUUGACCGUCGCGUCGUUCCUCCUCACGAAGGCGCACUUGAACGGCAAGGCGGUGAUCCGCGCGUACACGCCGACGUCUGCGAAUUCGCAAAAGGGCCACUUGGAGCUGAUCGUCAAGGGUUACACCACGGGUACGAUGAGCAAGCAUCUCGUGGGUUUGAAGGCCGGCGACCACAUCGACGUCAAGGGCCCGAACAUCAAGUUCACGUACAAACCCAACUCGCGCAAGCACAUUGCGAUGGUCGCGGGCGGCAGCGGCAUCACGCCGAUGCUGCAAGUGGCAUUGGAAAUCCUGCGUAACCCCGAGGACAACACGGACGUGACGCUCAUCUUCGCCAACGACACUGAAGAGGACAUCCUGCUCCGUGACGAGCUGGCGUCGUACGAGCAAAUCUACCCCGGGUUCAAGGUCAUCAACGUCCUGAGCAAGCCGUCCGAGUCAUGGACCGGCUACUCUGGCUACAUCACCAAGGAUAUCUUGGAGAAGCACCUCCCUGGUGCGUCCGCCGACAACCUCGUGCUCGUGUGCGGCCCGCCGGGGUUCAUGCUUGCCGUCUCGGGCGGCAAGGCCAAGGAUUUUACCCAAGGCCAGGUCGAAGGCUACCUCAAGGACCUCCACUACUCGUCCGAAACUGUCUUUAAGUUUUAACUUCCGCAAUAAGUACAAGUGCCUUUGGGGUGUUAAAUCUCAAGUGUCUCGUGCAGCACCUUGAGCUUCUGUCACUUCGCGGAGCCGUCGUU
Aphanomyces astaci is the source of this 1062-nucleotide messenger RNA. RefSeq lists its product as hypothetical. The coding region runs from base 32 to 970 and encodes 312 amino acids. The record is from RefSeq and is a predicted model, not a curated record. The transcript has a single exon. Lineage: Eukaryota; Oomycota; Saprolegniomycetes; Saprolegniales; Verrucalvaceae. Gene Ontology annotation, molecular function: cytochrome-b5 reductase activity, acting on NAD(P)H.